This is a messenger RNA of Drosophila obscura, 1743 nucleotides long. It is a transcript of the gene Lsd-2, whose product is annotated as lipid storage droplets surface-binding protein 2. Gene Ontology annotation, biological process: lipid storage; positive regulation of triglyceride storage. Gene Ontology annotation, cellular component: lipid droplet; cytosol. The transcript is spliced from 4 exons. NCBI's taxonomy places the organism in Eukaryota, Metazoa, Arthropoda, Insecta, Diptera, Drosophilidae. Bases 387 to 1463 code for a protein of 358 amino acids. The record is from RefSeq and is a predicted model, not a curated record.
UAACAUAAAAGUAGAAAAGUUGUUCGUUGACACAUCUCACACAAAUAUCCGUAUUGAUAUUUGCGCCAAAUAAAUAUCACCUAAAAAUAUUUUGUCGAACAAGAAUUAUCUAUAACUGCACAAAAAGCCCUAGCGAAGAGACGUGCCUUAAAUAUCGCAUAAAUUUAUUUAGUCUUCCGCACCUCGCCAUCAUCGAAGUUCUUGAAACCGGUGGUGUGAACGCUGAACAAAAAGAAGCACAGACACACCAAAGCUAAACUGUUUUUUUUGUGCUCCUCCGAGGAAAACCAAACGAAAGAAAGAAGAAAAAGUGCCGCGCCAAGCUAAAGAGCUAAGAGAAAGAGUGAAAACUAAGAAAAGACCAAGAAGCAGAGAAAGAAAGAAACAUGGCCAGUGCAGAGCAAAAACAGGCCACGGGCAGCAACGGCACAGCCAAGAGCAGCAACAACAAAAUCAACAGUGUUCCCUCAGAACAGGAACAGCAGCCCAAGGAUGCCAAGGAUCUAUUGCCUCAUCUGGAGUCGCUGGAGCGCAUCAUCAAGCUGCCUGUGGUGAAUGCAGCCUGGGACAAAUCGCAGGAUGUCUACGGCAAAGUUAAAGGCAAGAAUCGCGUCUUCGAAUGGGCGCUGACGGCAGCCGAGGAUUGCGUGACCCGGGCCGUGACAACGGCGGCGCCGUUUGUGACCAAAUUGGAUCGCCCGAUCUCGUUCGUGGACCAGACCCUCGUCAAGGGCAUCGAUAAGCUGGAGGUGAAGGCACCGAUAAUCAAGGACACGCCCCAAGAGAUCUACAACCAGGCCAAGAGCAAGGUGAUCGAUGUGGUGCAGCCGCACCUGGAGCGUGUGGUCAAGUUCAAGGCAGCCGGCCAACAGAAGGCCGCCUCCCUCAAGGACCUCGCCUGGCAGAAGGCUAACGAGGUGCUGGCCACCCAAUACGGCAGUCUGGCCGUCAACGGCGUGGACACCACCACAGCCCUUGCCGAGCGACUCCUUGAGUACUAUUUCCCCAAGAGCGAGUCGGAUGUGGAGGAGGAUAACGAUGAUAAACAAAAAGCCGUCGCGCAAAAUGGCAAGAGUUCCGAAAAUGACAUGCCAGUUUCCGCCAGCGAGGAUCCAGUCUUACACACAGUCCAGACCGUCGGGCGACUAUCCAACAAGAUCUCUCGUCGCGUCUAUCGAAAUGUCUCCCGACAGAUCAAGCAGGUCCAAAAGGGCAACAUCAACGACUAUCUGAGCUCGCUGAUAGCCGCACUCAAGCUGCAUCAGUACAUUAACUUUAUCAACUCGUCGAUGGGCACAAAUGUCGAGCAGUCGACACUAGGGGAAACCUGUUCGCCCUAUGGAACAAGCAGCACCACAACGGCCGCCACCACCAGCAGCUCGAACUCCAAAACCAAUGCGGCGGGGGCUGUCUCCAAGCCCAAAGUUGCCAAGAGCAAACCAGCGUCCUCGUCGAUUCAGUAAGGCAGCCGCCGCAGAUACUCCGGAAGACCGACCCUUGCUGGAGUCCAGUUAUUUGUAUAUCUAUAUAUGCUAGAUAUUGCAUAUAUUAACCACAGCCACGCCCCAACACCCUCACACACACCGCCCAUUUUUUGUAUUUUCUAUUCUUUUUUUUUUUGAUAAUUUUUUUUUUUUGUAAUUAAAAACUUUAAGAAAAAAGUGGAUAGUUGAUGAACAGAGAAGGAGAAGGUUUUUACUAACUAAUUUUAGACUGUUGCCCCCACAUCCACCAGCCCUAAAG